UCCAUAAGCAGUGUCAUUUAACUUCAAAUGUGUCUGCUUUACUCAGGGAUACGAUCAAUGAAAGAUCCGAUCAUAUGUUUUUGUACCUAGUUCAGUUUUAUCGGUGGUAUUGGUUAAAAUCAGAGGUUUCAAAUUCACCCAGACAGUGAACCCAGAGGGACCUGGGGGAAGAGGAAGAAAGUCUGGGAGUUAAUUUUUUCUCAACUCUAGGUAUAAAAAUAGCAGCCAUGUCAUGGAUGAUUGCAAAGGCCUUUUCAAUAGGCUAUUGCGAAGAUUUAAUAACUUAAUAUAUGUAGAGUGCUCUGACGCAUUUGAAGGUUAACUUUUUUUUUUUUCAAGAAUCAAAAUUUACUUUUUCUGUGGAGUGUAAUUUUAGGUUAAUCCAUCUCGCAGUAUUUUCACAGAGAACAUAAGCGAAAGAGGAAUCUGUCCAGACACCCUUCACCCUCAGGUGGUGCUUCUGGAUCCUCAGUCUGCCCUGCCGUCUUUCCUUAAAGGGCCUGGGUCUGCAAUAAGCCUCCCGGAUGGCUCUUCCCUUUGGCAAUCACACCCGUCCUCAGGAUGUGCGGUACCUCCUGCUUGGAAUCCCUGGGCUGGCAGGUGUGCACACCUGGCUCUCCAUCCCCAUCUGCUUUAUGUACAUCCUGGCUGUCGCAGGCAACCUCCUCUUGGUCUUCCUGGUCGUGACCGAGCGUCGGCUCCAGGAGCCCAUGUACCUCUUCCUGUCCAUGCUGGCCUUAGCGGAUGUCCUGCUCUCCACAGCCACGGCCCCCAAGAUGCUGGCCAUCUUCUGGUUCCACUCCAUGGGAAUAUCCUUUGGCAGCUGUGUAGCCCAGAUGUUUGCCAUACAUUUCCUCUUUGUGUUAGAAUCUGCUAUUCUCCUGGCCAUGGCAUUCGACCGCUAUGUGGCCAUCUGUCACCCACUGAGAUACACCACAAUCUUAACCACCUCUGUCACUGGGAAGAUCGGCAUGGCAGCCGUGGUCAGGAGCGCCGUCAUAUGCUUCCCAUUCAUCUUCCUGGUACAUCGACUUGCAUACUGCGGGAGAAACGUCAUUGCCCAUUCCUACUGUGAGCACAUGGGCAUCGCCAGACUGGCAUGUGACAGCAUCCGCGUCAACAUCGUCUACGGCCUGACCGUGGCCCUGCUGUCCACAGGGCUGGACAUCGUGUUCAUCGUGACGUCCUACACGAUGAUCCUUUGCACCGUGUUUCAGAUACCUUCCUGGCCUGCCCGGUUCAAAGCCCUGAACACAUGUGGGUCCCACGUCUGUGUCAUCCUUCUGUUCUACGCCCCAGCAUUCUUCUCAUUCUUUGCCCAUCGCUUUGGGGGUAAAGCCAUCCCUCAUCACAUCCACAUCCUAGUAGCCAACCUCUACGUGGUGGUGCCCCCGAUGCUCAACCCCGUGAUUUAUGGGGUGAGGACCAAACAGAUUCAACAGCGAGUGGUUUGGGGUUUCUCCUCCGUUUUCACCGCCCGUUGUUAACAUGAAGCAUCAUGCCAA
Messenger RNA from Sus scrofa (pig), 1505 nucleotides. RefSeq names its product olfactory receptor 52Z1P-like. Gene Ontology annotation, biological process: G protein-coupled receptor signaling pathway. Gene Ontology annotation, molecular function: olfactory receptor activity; G protein-coupled receptor activity. The record is from RefSeq and is a predicted model, not a curated record. Gene Ontology annotation, cellular component: plasma membrane. NCBI's taxonomy places the organism in Eukaryota, Metazoa, Chordata, Mammalia, Artiodactyla, Suidae.